AUGUCGUCGCCGGAGAACCUCGCCGCCGCUCAGCCUCCGACCUCUGAAGGCGGUUAUGGCUACGUGCCGCCGGCAGAAGAGCGGCGCCGCCGCCGCAUGAUCUCCAACCGCGAGUCUGCCCGGCGAUCCCGAGCCCGGAAGCAGUGGCUCAUGGAGGGCCUGCGCAAGCAGACGGACUGGCUCAGCUCGGAGAACCGGGAGCUCGCGAGCCGGCUCGCCGCCGUCGUCGGCCACUGCCUUGCCCUCCGCCACGACAACCACCGCCUUCUCUCCGAGACCGCCGCGCUCCGCAGCAGGCUCUCCGACGUGCGCCGCCUGCUCGUCCUCCGGCAGCCGCAGAGGCUGGCCGGCGCCGCCGCGGGGGCGGCGUGCGGAGGCGACCCACAGAGCCUGGUCCCCGCCGCCUUCGCCGGCGGCUUCAUGCCGGAGACGGAGCUCACCGCAUGA
Messenger RNA from Spirodela intermedia, 447 nucleotides. Lineage: Eukaryota; Viridiplantae; Streptophyta; Magnoliopsida; Alismatales; Araceae. The record is from the annotation of a GenBank genome assembly.